Vespa mandarinia (Asian giant hornet) is the source of this 1594-nucleotide messenger RNA. RefSeq names its product Cofilin/actin-depolymerizing factor homolog tsr (gene tsr). Gene Ontology annotation, molecular function: actin binding. Gene Ontology annotation, cellular component: actin cytoskeleton. NCBI's taxonomy places the organism in Eukaryota, Metazoa, Arthropoda, Insecta, Hymenoptera, Vespidae. Gene Ontology annotation, biological process: actin filament depolymerization. The record is from RefSeq and is a predicted model, not a curated record.
CGUUUAUAUGUAUGUAUGUGUAUAUAUAUAUAUAUAUAUAUAUAUAUAUAUAAGGCGGUACAUAAGGGAAAGACACGACGACGACAUGACGACGAGGAUGAGGACAGUUGUUCACGUAAAGGGCGUUUACAGUACGUCCUAGAGGGAGCCAAGUGUAUUCCUAACCAUAGCCGUAGCACGAAAUAUCGACCGAGGAACUGCAUCCCAGCUUGCACGAUACGUCGGUGCGCUCAGGAUGGAUAUCGACACCAACAGGCGUCAGGAGUAACCGUGGCGGACGUCUGCAAGACGACGUACGAAGAAAUAAAGAAGGACAAAAAGCACCGAUACGUGAUCUUUUACAUCAAAGAUGAAAAACAGAUCGACGUGGAAGUCAUUGGACCUCGUGACGCGGCCUACGAUGCUUUCCUCGAAGACUUGCAGAAAGGUGGAAGCGGCGAAUGUCGUUAUGGUCUAUUCGACUUUGAAUAUACCCACCAGUGUCAGGGUACUUCUGAAGCUUCCAAAAAACAGAAACUCUUCUUGAUGUCGUGGUGUCCCGACACGGCCAAAGUUAAGAAGAAGAUGUUGUACUCGAGUUCGUUCGACGCUUUGAAGAAGUCCUUAGUAGGUGUGCAAAAGUAUAUACAGGCGACAGACCUUUCGGAGGCUUCUGAAGAAGCUGUCGAAGAGAAGCUUCGAGCUACCGAUAGGAAUUAGGAAUAAUAAUUCCUAAAGUGUGAGUUCAAAACAAUCACUGCAAUUGAGAGAAAUCAAGCGAUAAAAGAAAAACACAAUCUCCCUUCCCUAAACAAAAACAAAACAAUUAAAAAGAAAAAAAAAAAGAAAAGAAAAAAUAAGUCAACAUCAAGCAGCAGCAGCAGCAGCAGCAGCGGCAGCAGCAGCAGCACUAGUAUCAGUAGCAGCAGCAGCAGCAGCAGCAGUAUCGUCAUCAGCAGCAGCAGCAGCAACAACAACAGCAACAACAACAGCAACAACAACAACAACAACAGUACAGUACAGACGCUCAAAUGUCGUCGAAUGUUUGCGCUAAAGCACGUACUGCUUAUUACGUGUGUUUUUAGUCAUCGUGUGAAAGAGCGUAAAUAUUUAACAUAAACGAGAAUCUAAAAUUCAAAAGGAAAAAAAGAAAAAAAGAAUAAUAUUAAAAAAAUGAAAUAAAAAGAAAAAAAAAAGAAAAAAAAUCUAAAAAAGAACAAAGGAAAAGAAAAAGAAAAAAAAAUUCGCCCUUUUCGUACUACUGCGGACGGUUGUGUGAAUUUCUCUGAUAUGAUAAUAUUAAUAUUAUACUAUUAUUAUAAUAAUAAUUGUAAGGUAAUCGCUGUAAAAGAAUAAGAACAGUUUACAACCAACAGUCAACAACAAGCAGUAAGGAUGGAAGCAUUACAUUUUUGUCACAGGAUGUAUAAUGUUUAAAUUAAAUUCAUUUCAUAAUGAUUUUUUUUUUCCCCCCACGUAAGAUCUUCAAACAUCUUAACUGUUUCCUUUUAUAGAUCUCCUGGAUCAUGGAUAUAUCCAUACAGUUCAAUGCUUGAUAUGAAUUACUUGUUCGUUGACGAAUCAAAAUUGGGAUGAUUAAAUUUAGAAUUAAUAA